Molecule: messenger RNA, 456 nt
Organism: Volvox carteri f. nagariensis
Lineage: Eukaryota; Viridiplantae; Chlorophyta; Chlorophyceae; Chlamydomonadales; Volvocaceae
Exons: 3
Coding region: 1-456 (151 amino acids)
Source: RefSeq, a predicted model, not a curated record
AUGCCUUCCAGUGAAUCAGUCAGGCAACACAGCUGUUGGGUGUUCCACUUAGGGAACGAUGUCAACACGAUGCCCAGCACCCUGGGAGUUCAGAAAUUAUGUACGUACGAGGUGCACCUUACUUUCGCCGUCUUUGACCCCAAGAGCCAUCCCUCAUCAGUCUGGGACUUACUACUACCAGAUCGUCGGCCAGCAGGUUGCGAAUACCCCUCAUCGCAUCGGAGGGGGAGCAACACACUGUUUGGGUUUGAAUCUGACCAUUUGGCAGCAGGCGCCGGUACCUGCCGCCGCAAGGACAGCGACAACGGGAUCGACGACGAUGACGAUGACGAGCAGAAACAGCAGUGGCAACAGCACCAGGUUGUGGGCAGGGGUCCACAGCCACCCCCGGAGUUCCCGGAGCUGGUACAAGAGGAUCAAUAUUACCAUGUUGUAGGGCUCAUGUUCCAUAUAUAA